Castor canadensis (American beaver) is the source of this 10073-nucleotide messenger RNA. RefSeq names its product golgin B1 (gene Golgb1). The record is from RefSeq and is a predicted model, not a curated record. Gene Ontology annotation, cellular component: Golgi apparatus; membrane; cis-Golgi network. NCBI's taxonomy places the organism in Eukaryota, Metazoa, Chordata, Mammalia, Rodentia, Castoridae.
AGCGGGGCGCGGCGGUGGUAGGUGUCGUGUAUGGGUUUCCCGAGCUGACGUGGCUUAGAUUGGGAAGGGGGCAGCUGGAUGCUCCAGCGGCAGCCGCUUCCAGCUUUCAGUGAAACCACAUGGUUGAAGUUCAUAGGAUGCAUAAGAAGAAAACUGUUGCUGAAUCAUGAGGUUUAUUUGAAAAAAAUCAGGAGAAAAUAACAAUCUGGCAGUGGAUGACUAAGAAAUUCCUGUUUAAAUGCUGAGCCGAUUAUCAGGAUUUGCAAACGUUGUUUUACAUGAAUUAUCAGGAGAUAGCACUGAUCAGAAUACGACGGCUCCCUUAGCCCCAGAGCUACCCCAGGAGUCUGACAUGGAAUUUAAUAAUAGUACACAAGAGGAUGUUCUGGAGCGUCUGGCUUCGGCAGAGAAGUUGAUAGUAGAGCUAAAAGAUGUUAUUAGACAGAAGGAUGUUGAGCUACAGCAAAAGGAUGAAGCUCUUCAGGAAGAAAGAAAAGCUGCUGAUAACAAAAUUAAAAAAAUAAAACUUCAUGCAAAGGCCAAAUUAACUUCUUUGAAUAAGCACCUAGAAGAAUUGAAGGCACAAGGAGUGACUGUUUUGCCUACAGAGCCUCAGUCAGAGGACUCACUCUGUAAACAUGACAGAAGUUCUACUGAGGAAGAGAUGGAAAUAGAAAAAAUAAAACAUGAACUCCAGGAGAAGGAGAGACUAAUAAGCAGUUUGCAAGCUCAGCUUGCUCAGGCACAGGCAGAGCAAACUGCACAGCUUGAUAAGAGUUCUGCAGAGAUGAAAGAACUUGUAAUGAUAAAGAAACAACUUCAGGAAAAGGAGGAACUCAUUAGCACUUUGCAAACCCAACUCAGCCAGACACAGGCAGAGCAAGCUGCACAGUUGAGUUCCAUGCAGCAGGUGGUCCGGGAGAAAGAUGCUCGCUUUGAAACACAAGUUCGUCUUCACGAAGAUGAGCUUCUUCAGUUAGUAACCCAGGCAGAUGUGGAAACAGAUUUGCAACAGAAAUUGAAGGUGCUGCAGAGAAAACUUGAAGAACAUGAAGAAGCCUUACUGGGCCGUGCUCAGGUUGUGGACUUGCUACAACAGGAGCUGACUACAGCCGAACAGAGAAACCAGCUUCUUUCUCAACAGUUACAGCAGAUGGAAGCUGAACAUAGUACUUUAAGAAACACUAUGGAAACAGAACGACAGGAAUCCAAGAUUCUAAUAGAAAAGAUGGAACUUGAAGUGGCAGAGAGAAAAUUAUCCUUCUAUAACUUGCAGGAAGAGAUGCAUCAUCUAUUGCAACAGUUUGAGCAAGCAGACCAAACCCAGGCUGAGCUGGAGGCUCAGUACCGUGCUUUGGAGCAGAAGCACAAAGCAGAAGUAGAAGAGAAGACCUCUCACAUUUUGAGUCUUCAGAAGACUGAACAAGAGCUACUAUUGGCCUGUGAUGCUCUAAAGGAUGAAAAUUCAAAGCUUCUCCAAGAUAAGAACGAACUGGCAGGCCAGUCAGCCCAGGCCAUUCAACAGCUGGAAGAUCAACUCCAGCAAAAAGCCAAAGAAAUUAACCAAUUUCUAAAUAAAACAACCUUGCAAAAACAUGAAACAGCAUCUCAGACUUCUUUCUCAGAUGUUUGUGAUGAAGGCACACAGGCAAUCACUGAGGAGAAUAUUGCCUCUUUGCAGAAGAGAGUGGUAGAGCUAGAAAAUGAAAAGGGAGCCUGGCUCCUUAGUUCUGUAGAGCUGGAGGAACUGAAAGCUGAGAAUGAAAAACUGUCUUCUCGGAUUAUUCUCUUAGAGGCUCAGAAUAAAACUGAGGAAGCAGACAGUGAGGUUCAUGGGCUCAGUAGGGUUGAUACCACCAUGUUCAACAAUAGCAGCUCUUCUACCGAGAAAAGUGGGCAAGAUGUCCUAGAGAACACAUUUUCUCAGAAACAAAAAGAACUAUCAGUUUUACUGGUGGAAAUAAAAGAAGCUCAAGAGGAAAUUGCAUUUCUUAAAUCACAGAUCCCAGACAAAAGGGCUGAAGGGGACCAUGAAGUCCCUGGCCAGAAAGAAAUGAAACAGACUGAGAGUGAGGGAAUACCUCCAAUUCAAGUGAACAUAUCUCUUGAAGAAACAGCACAAAAUUUUCCCUUAAUGCCAAAUGAAGAGAGCAGUGUUCCCACAGUUGAAAAAGAGGAACAGGCGGGCACUAAGUAUCAACAGAGAACAUCUGAGGAAACAUCUCUAAGUGACACUGGAAUGGAAUUGAAAUCAACAAAGCGUGACUAUAUUGAUAAAUCCUCUUCUGCUGUACCAGAUAUUGGUCGGUGUCACCAGGAAGAGUUGGAAAGACUCAAAAGUCAAAUUUUGGAACUUGAGACAAGCUUGCAGAAGGCAGAAGAAAUCUAUGAGAAAAAUUUAGAUGAGAAAGCUAAGGAAAUUAGCAAUCUAACCCAGCUGAUUGAGGAGUUUAAGAAGAAUGCUGAAGACACCAGCAUCACAUUCGCUGCUCUGUCUGAAGAAAGAAACCAGCUUCUUUCUCAGUUGAAGGAACUUAAUGUUUUAACUGAACUGAGGGCUCAAGUAAAAGAACUAGAAACCAACCUUGCUGAAGCAGAAAGGCAAAGAAGACUGGACUAUGAAAGUCAAACAGCUCAGCACAACCUGCUCACUGAGCAGAUUCACAGUCUUCAUAUAGAAGCCAAAUCUAAAGAUAUGAAAAUUGAGGCCUUACAGAAAGAACUGGAUGUUGUCCAGCUACAGUUUUCUGAACAGAGUGCACUGAUAAAAAGCCUGCAAAACCAGCUGCAGAAGAAGGAAAGUGAAGUGCUUGAGGAGGCAGAACGUGUGAGGGACAUCUCAAAUAAGAUGGAAGAGAUUUCACAGGUUCUUUCACAGAAGGAAUUUGAAAUAGCAAAAAUGGAUCAGCUCUUACUAGAGAAAAAGAGAGAUGUGGAGACCCUUCAACAAACCAUAAAGGAGAAGGAUCAGCAAGUGACAGAACUCAGCUUCAGUAUGACAGAGAAAAUGGUUCAGCUUAAUGAAGAGAAGUUUUCUCUUGGGGUUGAAAUUAAGACUCUUAAAGAACAGCUGAACUUAUUAUCUAGAGCUGAAGAAGUGAAAAAAGAACAAGUGGAAGGAGAUAACGAAGUUAUUUCAGGUCUUAAACAUAAUUAUGAUGAGUCAAACCCAGCAGGACUAAUAAGUAAAGAAGAACUUCAGCAUGAAUUAGAUCGUCUGAAGAAAGAAAGUGAACAGAGAAAGAGAAAGCUUCAGGCAGCUCUUAUUAACAGAAAGGAACUUCUACAGAGAGUUAGUACAUUAGAAGAAGAAUUAGCCAAAGUAAGAGAUGAAUCUAAGAAAGAGAUUCCUCUCAAUGAGAGUGAGAGGAAAGAAAUGGAGGAAGACAAAGAGAACAAAGAGGACUCCGAAAAAUUUUUGACUUCUAAGUGGCAAGAAAUAGAAAUUUCUUUAAAACAGACAAUAUCUGAAAAAGAAGUGGAACUAGCACAUGUAAAGAAGGAUUUGGAAGAAAAGAUGGCAGCAGAAGAACAUUUACAGGCUCUGAUCAAACAGAUGAAUCAGAACUUGCAAGAGAAGACAAACCAAAUAGAUUUGCUCCAAGCAGAAAUUAGUGAAAACCAAGCAAUUAUCCAGAAGUUAACCACAGGUACCAAGGACGCUGGUGAUGGAGACUCAGCAGCAUCUGUAAAAGAAACAGUAAUGAGCAGUCCAUGUGACACUGGUAAUGGAGAACAUAGGAAACGAGAAAUGGAAAAAAAGAUAGUAGACCUUGAAAAAGAAAAGGAGCAACUUCAAAAGAAGCUUCAGGAGGCCUUAAUUUCCCGCAAGGUGAUUCUUAAAAAGGCACAGGAAAUAGAAAGACAUUUUAAGGAGGAGCUAAAGCAACAGAAAGAUAACUAUAAUCACUUACAAGAACAGUUUGAUGUACAAAGCAAAGAAAAUGAGAACAUUGGAGACCAACUCAGACAACUCCAGAUUCAAGUAAGGGAGUCCAUAGGCAGAAAAAUCCCAGGCACUGACCAGCAGGAACCUGGCUCUCCCACUGAAGCUACAGAAGAGCCUUUAUUCAAAGGCAUAGAACAGAGUCCUAUGCAACCUAUUUUAGAGUCCAACUUGUGCCCAUCCUGGCCUUCUUAUCCUGUAGAUGCAAAUGCUCUACAGGUUAAAAAUUCUAUUGCCCAGAUUAAGAUCCACCUGAAAGAAAUACAGGCUAAGAAAGAGGAACUAGAAUUGAAAGUUUUCUCUACAACAAGUGAGCUUACUAAAAAGUCAGAAGAGGUAUUUCAGUUACAAGAGCAGAUAAAUAAACAAGAUUUAGAAAUCCAGAAUCUGAAGGCAUCAUCCUGUGAAGCUGAAGCCUGUGCAGAAAGCCUGAAGCAGAAAUUGGAAAGCAGUCAAGUAGAAAUUGCUGACCUAAAACAUCUAAGAACAUUACAACCUGAGCUAGAUGAGCUGCAAAAACUCAUAAGCCAAAAGGAUGAAGAAGUUAGUUACCUUUCUGGACAACUUAGCACGAAAGAUGAAACCCUUACUAAAAUACAGGCGGAGAUAAUAGAACAAGAGGAUUUAAUUAAGGCUCUACAUACACAGCUGGAAAUGCAAGCCAAAGAGCAUGAUGAGAGGAUAAAGCAAUUACAGGUAGAACUUUGUGAACUCAAGCAGAAACCAGAAGAGAUUGCAGAAGAAAGUAGAGCAAAGCAACAAAUACAGAGGAAACUGCAAGCCGCCCUUAUUUCCCGAAAAGAAACUCUCAAAGAAAACAAGAGUCUCCAAGAGGAGUUGUCUUUGGCCAGAGAUACCAUUGAACGCCUCACCAAAUCUCUGGCAGAUGUGGAAAACCAAGUUUCUGCACAAAAUAAAGAAAAAGACACAUUCUUAGGAAGGUUAUCUCUACUUCAAGAAGAAAGAGAGAAACUCAUUGCAGAAAUGGACAGGUCUUUACUAGAAAAUCAAAGUCUCAGUAGCUCUUGUGAAAGUCUGAAACUUGCUCUAGAGGGUCUUACUGAAGACAAGGAAAACUUAGUGAAGGAAAUUGAAUCUUUGAAGUGUUCUAAAAUUGCUGAAACCACUGAGUGGCAAGAGAAACAUAAGGAAUUGCAAAAAGAGUAUGAAAUUCUUCUGCAGUCUUAUGAAAAUGUUAGUAAUGAAGCAGAAAGGAUUCAGCAUGUGGUAGAAACUGUGAGGCAAGAGAAGCAAGAACUGUAUGGCAAGUUCCGAAGCACAGAAGCCAGUAAGAAAGAGACAGAAAAGCAGUUGCAGGAAGCUGAACAGGAAAUGGAGGAAAUGAAAGAAAAAAUGAGAAGGUUUGCUAAAGCUAAACAACAGAAAAUUUUAGAGCUGGAAGAAGAAAAUGAUCAGCUUAGGGCCGAGGCACACCCUGAGGGAGGUACAGCUAAAGAACGUAUUGAAGCACUUCUUUCUUCCAAUUCCAGCAUGAAGGAAGAACUAGAAAGGGUCAAAACUGAGUAUACAACCCUGUCUAAGGAUUUUGAGGCUUUAAUGACCGAGAAAGACAUUUUAAGUGAAGAGGUUCGAGAUUUAAAGCAUCAGGUAGAAAGCAAUGUAUCUAAACAAGCUAGCCUAGUGGCCAUUGAGAAACCUGAUGACCAAAAGGACAUCAUUGAAGAGGCAACACAGGCUGUGCCUAGUGAAACUCAAGAGCAAGACUCUCUGAGUGUGAACACAGAGCCUGAGGAUUCCAAAGCUAUUAUAUUAGAGAACAGUGCCAAGCCUGACAUUAGUGAGAAUUUUAGCUCACAUGAUGAAAUUAAUAACUACCUACAGCAGCUUGAUCAGCUUAAAGGGAGAGUUGCUGAAUUAGAAGAGGAAAAGCAGAAAGAUAAGGAAUUUAGCCAAACAUUAGAAAAUGAGAAAAAUGCCUUAUUGAGUCAAAUAUCAGCAAAAGAUAGUGAACUAACAGUGCUUCAGGAAGAAGUAACAAAAAUUAACCUGUUAAAUAAGCAAAUCCAAGAAGAACUCUCCAGAGUUACUAAACUGAAGGAGACAGCAGAAGAAGAAAAGGAUGAUUUAGAGGAGAGGCUUAUGAAUCAACUAGCAGAACUUAAUGGAAGCAUAGGGAAUUAUUACCAGGAUGUCACAGAUGCCCAAAUAAAAAAUGAGCUACUAGAAUCUGAAAUGCAGAACCUUAAAAAGUGUAUGAGUGAAUUGGAAGAAGAAAAGCAGCAACUAGUCAAGGAAAAAACUAAAGUGGAAUCAGAAAUCCGAAAGGAAUAUUUGGAGAAAAUACAAGGUGCACAGAAAGAACCUGGCAAUAAAAGCCAUGCAAAGGAACUUCAGGAGUUGUUGAAAGAAAAACAACAAGAGGUGAAGCAACUGCAGAAGGACUGCAUAAGGUAUCAAGAGAAGAUUAGUGCUCUGGAAAGAACUGUUAAGGCUCUAGAAUUUGUUCAGACUGAAUCCCAAAAGGACUUAGAGAUAACCAAAGAGAAUCUGUCUCAAGCAGUUGAGCACCGCAAAAAGGCACAAGCAGAAUUAGCUAGCUUCAAAGUAGUACUAGAUGACACUCAAAGUGAAGCAGCCAGAGUCCUAGCAGACAAUCUCAAGUUGAAAAAGGAACUUCAGUCAAAUAAAGAAUCAAUUAAAAGCCAAAUGAAACAAAAGGAUGAAGAUCUUGAGCGAAGACUAGAGCAGGCAGAAGAGAAACACUUAAAAGAGAAGAAGAAUAUGCAAGAGAAACUGGAUGCUUUGCAUAGAGAAAAAGGCCACUUUGAAGAGGCUCUUGGAGAGAUUCAGGUCACUUUGAGCAAGAAAGACAAGGAAGUAAAGCAACUUCAGGAAAACUUGGACAGUACUGUUGCCCAGCUUGCUGCCUUCACUAAGAGCAUGUCUUCCCUCCAGGAUGAUCGGGACAGAGUGAUAGAUGAAGCCAAGAAAUGGGAAAGGAAGUUCAGUGAUGCUAUUCAAACCAAAGAAGAAGAAAUAAGACUCAAAGAGGAGAAUUGCAGUGUUUUAAAGGAUCAACUUAGACAGACGUCCAUCCACAUGGAAGAAUUAAAGAUCAGCAUUUCCAGGCUUGAACAUGACAAGCAGCUUUGGGAGUCCAGGGUCCAGACAGAGACCCAGCAUCAACAGAAGGUCUGUGAUACUCUACAGGGGGAAAACAAAGAACUUUUGUCCCAGCUGGAAGAAACUCGACACCUAUACCACAAUUCCCAGAAUGAAAUAGCUAAGUUGGAAUCAGAACUUAAGAUUCUCAGAGACCAGGUGACUGAUGUAAAUAACUCUUUAGAAAAAUGUAAGGAACAUAAAGAAAACUUGGAAGAGAUCAUAAAGCAACAAGAAACUGAUGUCCAAAAUUGUAAAUUCAGUUGCGAGCAACUGGAGACUGAUCUUCAGGCCUCCAGAGAACUAACUGGGAGGUUGCACGAAGAAAUAAAUAUGAAAGAGCAGAAGAUUAUAAGCCUGCUUUCUGGUAAGGAAGAGGCAAUCCAAGUAGCUGUUGCUGAACUGCAUCAGCAACAUGAUAAAGAAAUUAAAGAAUUAGAAAACCUAUUGUCCCAAGAGGAGGAGGAGAAUAUUGUCUUAGAAGAGGAAAACAAAAAAGCUGUUGACAAAACUAAUCAGCUUAUGGAAACACUAAAAACCAUCAAAAAGGAAAACAUUCAGCAGAAGGCUCAGUUGGAUUCCUUUGUUAAAUCCAUGUCUUCUCUCCAGAAUGACAGAGACCGCAUAGUAAGUGACUAUCAACAGCUGGAAGAGCGACAUCUCUCUAUAAUCCUGGAAAAAGACCAACUCAUCCAAGAUGCUGCUGCAGAGAAUAAUAAGCUUAAAGAAGAAAUUCGAGGGUUGAGAAGUCAUAUGGAUGAUCUCAAUUCUGAGAAUGCCAAGCUAGAUGCAGAACUGAUCCAGUAUAGGGAAGACUUGAACCAAGUGAUAACAAUAAAGGACUAUCAGCAAAAGCAACUCCUUGAAGCUCAACUUCAGGAAAAUAAGGAGUUGAAAAAUGAAUGUGUAAAAUUAGAAGAAGAACUGAAGGAGUCUGAGGAAGCAAAGAAGAAUCUGCAGAGGUCCUCUGAUGCCCUCCAAGAGGAGAAACAAGGUUUAUGUAAAGAGAUCGAGAGCUUGAAAUCAUCUGUUUCCCAACUAAAGAGACAAGUGACAGUCUUGCAAGAAGAAGGUACUUUAGGUAUGUAUCAUGCCCAGUUAAAAGUAAAAGAAGAGGAGGUACAGAGGUUAAGCAUGAUGCUUUCCUCCUCUCAGAAGAGAACUACAGAACUGGAAGAGGAAUUAGUUUGUGUUCAAAAGGAAGCUACAAGGAAGGUAGGGGAAAUUGAGGAUAAACUGAAGAAGGAAUUAAAGCAUCUUCACCACGAUGCAGGGAUAAUGCGAAAUGAAACUGAAACAGCAGAAGAGAGGGUAGCAGAGCUAGCGAGAGAUCUGGUGGAGAUGGAACAGAAAUUAUUUACAGUAACCAAAGAAAAUAAAGAUCUCACAGCACAAAUUCAGUCUUUUGGAAGGUCUAUGAGUUCCUUGCAAAAUAGUAGAGAUAAUGCCAAUGAGGAGCUUGAUGAACUGAAAAGGAAAUAUGAUGCCAGUCUGAAGGAGCUGGCCCAGCUGAGAGAACAAAAGGGCCUCUUAAACAGAGAGAGUGAUGCUCUUCUUUCUCAAGCUGCCUUUCCCCUGAAUAGCACUGAGGGAAACAGUUUGUCUCGCCUUGAGAAACUUAACCAGCAGCUCAUAUCCAAAGAUGAGCAACUGCUUCACUUGUCCUCACAACUAGAAGAUUCUUACAACCAAGUGCAGUCCUUUUCCAAGACUAUGGUCAGUCUGCAGAAUGAGAGAGAUCACCUGUGGAGUGAGCUGGAGAAAUUCCGAAAGUCAGAAGAAGGGAAGCAGAGGUCUGCAGCCCAUCCUGCCUCUAGCCCAGCUGAAGUACAGAGUUUGAAAAAAGCUAUGUCCUCACUCCAGAAUGACAGAGACCGACUAUUGAAGGAACUGAAGAAUCUGCAGCAGCAGUACUUACACAUUAAUCAAGAAGUCACUGAGUUACGUCCGCUGAAGGCUCAACUCCAGGAAUACCAAGAUAAGACAAAAACAUUUCAGCUUAUGCAAGAAGAACUCAGGCAAGAAAACCUCUCCUGGCAGCAUGAGCUGCAUCAGCUCAGAAUGGAGAAGAAUUCAUGGGAGAUACAUGAGAGGAGAAUGAAGGAACAGUACCUUAUGGCUAUCGCAGAUAAAGAUCAGCAGCUCAGUCAUCUUCAGAGUCUUAUGAGGGAAUUGAGGUCUUCUUCCCAGACUCAGACUCUCACAGUGCAAUACCAAAGACAGGCAUCCCCAGAGACAUCAGCUUCCCUAAAUGGAUCACAAAACCUAGUUUAUGAAACAGAACAUCUCAGAACCCAGCUCAAUGACAGCUUAAAGGAAAUUCACCAAAAAGAAUUAAGAAUUCAACAAUUGAACAGCAAGUUCUCUCAGCUACUCGAAGAGAAAAACACCCUCUCCAUCCAACUUUGUGAUACCAGCCAAAGUCUCCGUGAGAACCAGCAGCACUACAGUGACCUUUUUAACCACUGUGCAGUCUUAGAGAAGCAGGUGCAGGAGCUGCAGGCGGGGCCACCAAAUGUGGAUGUUGCUCCAGGAGCUCCCCAGGAAAAGAAUGGAAUUCACAGGAAGAGUGAGCCUGAGGAAGCAAAGGAGCCACAGCGAAGCUUUUCUGAAGCCCAACAGCAGCUGUGCCACACAAAGCAAGAAGUAAAUGAAUUAAGGAAACUACUGGAAGAAGAACGAGACCAAAGAGUGGCCGCUGAGAAUGCCCUCUCUGUGGCGGAGGAGCAGAUCAGGCGGUUGGAGCAUGGAGAUUGGGACUCUGCCCGGACUCCUAUCAUUGGCUCCUGUGGCACUCAGGAGCAAUCACUGAUAAUAGAUAUUACAGGCAGCAGCUGUCGAAGGACCCGGAGUGGUGCUGGAUGGAAGCGGGUCCUGCGUUCACUCUGUCAUUCCCGGACCCGGGUGCCACUACUGGCAUCCAUCUACUUUCUGAUGGUUCAUGUCCUACUCAUUCUGUGUUUCACAGGCCGUAUAUAAACUGUAGUUGUCACUUUUUGGACCA